AUGAAGAAGCGACAACGCACCAGCGCAGCCAGAGAGGAUGCCGAGGAAUGGGAGGUUCAGGCAGUGACAGACUCUCGCCUGAAGUUGGAGUACACGGUCCGCUGGAACGAUGGCUCUUCGACCAACGAGCCGCUGGAGAAUCUGAUUCCAGGUAGUGGGGAAGCCGUGGCCGAAUUUCAUCGACAGCACCCGAGGAAGCCUAACUUGGAGCACAUUCGCAAUACUGAUCACCCGCAGCCUCAACUUUCAGAACAGCUGUCCGCGCAACUCCGGGCUUUGCAGGGUGAGUACGAUGCUCUCCAAAGAGCCUUUGGUGCUCUCCAGAACCGACAUGGCCUCCUGUGGGAUACAAAUCAGGCUCUUGUCCAUGAAAACCAGAUGCUCAAAGUUCCCCGUCUUGCCGAUGCUACAGACCCGGCGCCAUUCGCUCCGCAUCAAAAAGCCAUGCUCGAGGAGAACGCACGACUCAAGGGGGAUCUCCAACGUGUGCAAGAACGCACCAAUGAGGCCAACGCCAUUGCUGAGCACUGGAAGAUGCGAGCAGGGUCUUUAGCGGACGUGGAUCGACUGUCUCAACAGUUGAUAGCACAUAACAAACGCCUUUUGGCACAAAAUGCUGAGCUUUGGGCCAAAGUGAGGGUCAAUGCUGGUAGCACGCCUUCUAGCGCUUCGCAACAAGCACCAGACCAGCCAAAUGUACCUAAUCAGCAUCCGCCAGCUGGUUUGACAGUCCCACGGACUGGCAUAUCGAGCUCGAAGGACACGCCAGAUUCGAUUCCCAAGGAUAACGAGACGCAACCACUUCAAGAACCUUCCCGAUCUUCAGUGCCCAAUGGCUCGUCUCCGGCCACGCCGGAAAUGUUGUCCAAUACAUUGAUACCACACCAAAGCCAGACGUCUAUCACUUUUGCUCCUGGCACCCCGGCAAGCACAAGCAAAGUGCCUUCUCAAGCUCUGAAGCCGUUAUCGACUGCAGGGUCACCAGCCUCGCAGGCCCAUUUCAACAAGCUCGCUGGGCUCAAGUGUCAUCACUGCUAUCACGAACAUUCAAACUGCUCCUACGUCCCAGGCGUAGAGUGCGCGACAUGCGAGAAGUUUGGCAGAGACUGUCGUGAGGUAGCGCGCAAUGAGGAUGGGAGCUUUCCGCUGCCACGAGCGACUCUGAGGCAACAGCGACUGAGGGAGACCAAAUCAUUGCAAGCAGAGCAAGCUAAGCAUGCUGGCGAUGAUGUCCCGGUCGUCGUCCCAUACGAAAUGCUCAAGCCGAACGGAACUAAAGCUGCGCCGGCAGAUAAGCCUGAUAUGCAACCGAAGGAUCUCGAUGACGAUGACAAUGACGAUGGGACUUCCCUCUUCAUACCCGAGCAAAAACAUCGAUCGUCCGGCCUUGGAGAAAAACAGUCGCCAGCAGCUCCGCCCAACCAGACUGAGUGGACUAUACCUCGGGCAGGCCAUGGCAGGACAGACUGGGCCGCAGAGGCGAAAGUGCGCUGCCAUGCUUGCUACCAUACGGGCUUCAAGUGCAAGUAUGUGCCAGGACAGGACUGCUACCAAUGCACUCGCACCGACGGCGGCCGCGCUCGCCGCAUAUGCACGCUGGUAGAGACCGAGGAUGGCGCUGCACCACUACCCCACAACGUAUUAAGGGCGGGGCAGCGUAAAGAGAAACUCCGAAAUGAGGCCAAAAGUACUGCCACUGCCACGGACGGCGCGCCCACCACGAAUGGUACUCCUACCGCGAAAGCCAGCUCUGCUACGCUGUCGACCUUCCGAAAGGAUAAUGAUAACCUGAAAGCUGAGGUCCGUACUCUCAAAGCCGCGCAGGGGGCCAUGGAAGACACUUGGUCCAAGCAGAUAUCGUUGCUUGAAGAGGCGCUCUCGAAGUAUCCUGUCAAUGGCACAGCUGAGUCGCUACCAGCGUGUCGUAAGUGUGGAAGCACUGAGUCUGUGGGCUUGCGAGAAGUCCCAAAUGGACGUCUAAAUCUGUGUCACACAUGCGGACUGCAAAUGGCUCGGCAAGGCAAGCCAGUAGAGCAACAUGACCGCGAGUUGAGGGAAGAAAUCGGUCGUUUGAAAGCAGAGAAUCUUGCUCUGAGCACUGAGAUCGCGGCGCUGAAGCAACGACUUGCUACGGUAGAAAACGCUGUGGUCGGCUGGGGACCAACGCAGCUUGACUCUGGGCACGAGACGAACACUGUUGAUCUGACCGAAGACUGA
Molecule: messenger RNA, 2217 nt
Organism: Fulvia fulva
Lineage: Eukaryota; Fungi; Ascomycota; Dothideomycetes; Mycosphaerellales; Mycosphaerellaceae
Exons: 2
Coding region: 1-2217 (738 amino acids)
Source: RefSeq, a predicted model, not a curated record